Molecule: messenger RNA, 1701 nt
Organism: Ramularia collo-cygni
Lineage: Eukaryota; Fungi; Ascomycota; Dothideomycetes; Mycosphaerellales; Mycosphaerellaceae
Exons: 2
Coding region: 1-1701 (566 amino acids)
Biological process (GO): positive regulation of transcription by RNA polymerase II
Cellular component (GO): nucleus
Molecular function (GO): DNA-binding transcription factor activity, RNA polymerase II-specific; transcription cis-regulatory region binding; zinc ion binding
Source: RefSeq, a predicted model, not a curated record
AUGUCCCUAUCGAUCAUAGGCAGCCGGCGACGUAGCAUUGCCUCAUGCUCUUCCAAUUCACAACCCUCGCCAACGGAUUCCAGCCCAUCGCCGGAAUUGGCGUCUGGCUCUACCGUCACGCAAAGCGAUGACGAGGAUGAUGAGCCUCGACUUGAUCUCGAUGCCUCUCCCAGCGGGAUAAUAAUGCAACCCAAGAUUGAAGAACCGGACGACGAUAUACUGCAUGUGUAUGACCUCGACGAAGCGAAGCCCAUGGUCGUUGAGCUUCACACUUCGCCGCCAGCUCCUCGGAAGCGAGGGCGACCAAGAAAGAACCCUUUGCCAAAGAAGGCAUCGCACGCCCGGUCGAAAACUGGUUGCGCAACCUGCCGGAAGCGCAAGAAAAAGUGCGACGAGCAGAAGCCGUUUUGCUCAAAUUGCAGGAAAAACAAUGUGGUUUGUGGGGGCUACGAGCCAUUACAGCCGUGGCAAAGCGGGAAAGAGAAGAGACUCAGGCUGCCUUUCAAUUUGCCCGUGGAACUACCCUUGCUCCUCAAUGGUGUCGAGAAUCCAGUGGACAUGAUGUUCUUUCAGCACUUCACCUCCCAGCUGGGCAACGUUCUUUCACUCACAGACAGCUACAAUCCGUUUCAGGAGAUCAUCAUUCCCAUGGCCAUGUCACAUCCAGGUCUGAUGCAUAGUGUGCUUUAUCUAUCUGGAAGCUGUCUCACAGCUAGCGAGCCGCGGUUGGAGUGGCAGGAAAGACAAGAGCACCACAACAAUCGGGCCAUAGUCCUUUUACGUGAAAGUCUGAGUUCCUCCUCUACACUAGACGGUCACAAUCGUUCAACAUUCCCCAAUGGAGAUCGAUCGAUUGCCCAUACGCUCGUCCUAUUCUUGCAAACGGUCUGCGCGGGAGCAGUACAUGGAGAGUACAGACUCCACCUCGAUGCUAUGAAGUCGAUGCUCACCGAGGCUAAGCUCAGCUUCCCAAAUGAGCAGCUACGACAAUUCCUUCUGGAAUUCAUCCUUUACCACGACUGCUGCGCCUCGAUCACCAGUCUUGUGAACCCAAUUGAUAGCAGAAGUAGGGAUCUAAUGGAAGUCAAGCUUCCAAAGUACAUGAUACCCCCAGCAGCCGGCGCGCUUCUCGGUGUCUUUGACGGCUUGUUUGGCUUGAUCUCUCGGAUUCGAUGCCUCCGCGACAGCAUUCGCGAGCAACGCGCUACAGGCUCCAAGUGGUAUGAUUCACUCAUCUGKAACGAAGCCUUCGCCAUCGACUGCUCCCUGCGUGACUGGAAGUGUACAUACGCCGAGGACAAUCCGCGUUACGCCUGCAGUCUUCUGUAUCGCCAGUGCACAUGGAUCUAUCUCUUCCGCACUGUCCAGCCCUCCCGGGCGAGCGACGUAUUUGAGAACGCUGUCGAUCAGGGACUGUGCUACCUUUCUCAUCUGCCGCUGGGAACAGGGGAAUCGUCAAUGCAAAGCGUUCUGCUUAUGCCACUAUUCUUGCUGGGAUGCGCGGCCUUUGAACCGCGCCAAAGAACUCCAAUCUCAUUAGCCUUCGAUCGAUUACAGGAAUGGUCGGGACUCGCGAACAUCCAAUAUGCGCGCGCGGUUGUGGAAGACAUAUGGAUGAAGAUGGAUGCCGGCCUGGAAGCAGAGACCUGGGAUUGGGAAUCGAUUAUUGCAAAUAAUGGGUGGGACUUUUUGAUCACCUAA